Messenger RNA from Cucumis melo (muskmelon), 1786 nucleotides. RefSeq names its product transcription termination factor MTERF4, chloroplastic. The coding region runs from base 173 to 1732 and encodes 519 amino acids. Gene Ontology annotation, molecular function: double-stranded DNA binding. Gene Ontology annotation, biological process: regulation of DNA-templated transcription. The record is from RefSeq and is a predicted model, not a curated record. NCBI's taxonomy places the organism in Eukaryota, Viridiplantae, Streptophyta, Magnoliopsida, Cucurbitales, Cucurbitaceae. The transcript is spliced from 2 exons.
AAAAAAAUUAAAAAACAUAGCAAAAUCUAAACGGUAUAAAAAAAACGAUUUUCUACCACGCUCUGCUACCCCUCUCCUCCGCCUUGUUCCUCUCGAAGAAGUGCAAUCCCAUCGCCCGCUGCCGUCCACUAUUCGCCCUCCCUUCGCCUGCUAGGAUACCGUUCUAAUUCAAAUGACUGCAUUGUCAUUUCUGAGGCCAAGAAAAUCUGCUAUCUUCUCCUUUGUUUUUGGCGUUUCCCCUCAAGUUUUUCAGAAAUUUGGCUUAUUCUGCCCCAAGAUUGCUAAAUCCUUCCUGAGUCCAUGUGCCCAUCUAUCGAACAAUCAAAGCUUUUGGAGGGUUUUUUCAUUAGGUGUACUGUAUUCGACUCAAUCCUCAAAACUUCCUGAAUAUGAAUUGCCUACGGUCACAUGGGGAGCUGUUCAAGGGCGAAAAGAAAAACUUGUGUCCCGAGUCAUAAUCUGUGAUUACUUAAAGAGUUUGGGGAUUGUUCCUGAUGAAUUAGAACACUUGGAGUUGCCUUCUAAUGUUGAAGUCAUGAGAGAGCGUGUCGAGUUUCUUCAGAAGUUAGGAUUGACAAUCGAUGACAUUAACGAGUUCCCAUUAAUGCUAGGCUGUAGUGUUCGCAAAAAUAUGAUACCUGUUCUAGGUUAUUUGGAGAAAAUUGGGAUUCCAAGGCCCAAACUUGGAGAAUUUAUUAAGAAUUAUCCACAGGUCUUACAUGCCAGUGUCAUUGUUGAGCUUGCUCCUGUCAUUAAGCUUCUUCGUGGGCUCGAUGUCGAAAAAGACGAUAUCGGAUAUGUCCUCCAGAAAUACCCUGAGCUUCUGGGUUUCAAGCUUGAGGGGACAAUGAGUACAUCUGUUGCAUAUCUUGUGAGUAUAGGUGUUAAUCCGAGAGAUAUUGGACCAAUGGUCACACAGUACCCGUUCUUUUUGGGGAUGAGGGUUGGAACCAUGAUCAAGCCCCUUGUUGAGUUUAUUGUUUCUCUAGGUUUGCCAAAGAAGAUAGUAGCCAGAAUGCUCGAGAAGCGAGCAUACAUACUCGGUUACGAUCUUGAAGAGACAGUGAAACCCAAUAUAGAUUGCUUGCUAAGCUUUGGGAUUAGGAAGGAGCUGCUUCCUUCAAUUAUUGCACAAUAUCCAGUAAUUCUGGGGUUGCCUUUGAAAGCUAAGAUGUCUUCUCAGCAAUUUUUCUUUGACCUAAAGCUCAAGGUUGAUCCUGCUGGGUUCGCGCAGGUGAUAGAAAAAAUGCCACAGAUAGUCAGCCUUCACCAACAUGUGAUAACUAAACCUGCAGAGUUCCUUCUUGAACGCGGUAUACCCUCCUCUGAUGUAGCAAAGAUGAUCGUGAAAUGUCCCCAGUUGCUCGCUUGUCGUGUACCACUCAUGAAAAAUAGUUACUACUUCUUUAAGUCUGAUAUGGGGAGGCCAAUUAAAGAGCUUGUCGACUUCCCUGAAUAUUUUACGUACAGUUUGGAAUCGAGGAUAAAACCGAGGUAUCAGAGGCUGCAGAGCAAGGGAAUCAGUUGUUCAUUAAAUUGGUUUCUCAACUGCAGUGAUCAAAGGUUUGAGGAGAGACUGAAAGGUGAAUUCAUUGAGACAGAGAGUUUGAGGCCAUCAUUUUGUAUGGGAGGGAGGUUAGAGCUGCCAAGUAAUGAGACUAUUGUGUCAGAUGAUGAGGUUGAAGAGGAUGAGUGUGAUGAACAACUUCAUAGACGCAUUGUUUCUCUUUAGAAAAUUCCCCCUUUUACUUAUUCAAUUCAAUUCAAUUCAUCUUUUUGCUCUGUC